Molecule: messenger RNA, 3162 nt
Organism: Diaporthe amygdali
Lineage: Eukaryota; Fungi; Ascomycota; Sordariomycetes; Diaporthales; Diaporthaceae
Exons: 5
Coding region: 1-3162 (1053 amino acids)
Molecular function (GO): protein binding
Source: RefSeq, a predicted model, not a curated record
AUGGAGACAGUGAAGUCUUGCAACUCGUGGAAGAGGCAGCUGAGCGUGGGCGUGAGCGUGAUUUACGCGGUCGACACUCGCAGGGGCGCGAGCGAGGUAAAUUCACCACCCUCCAAGACGGGAACCGAUGGGGGCAAGGGACUCGAUGGAAGAAGGGCCGAGGAGGAUCAUCAUGUGGCGGCAACGCUCAAAACAGUAGCGCUUGUCGACGACCCUUCCCAUGAAAUGAUCAUCGUGAAUCCUUUCAAAAAUGUGAGACUCAAGCAUCUUGGCGACGCAAUGGAGUCUUGGGCUCAGAAUGCGUCCAAAAGACUCCAGACUCGCUUCAACAUCAGGGCGUACUCAUUCGACGUCUACGAAGUGUUUGAAUCUGGCCCCAAAAGACUUCAGACCUUGAUUGCCCAUCUUCAAAACAAGGUCAACGAACUUGAUUGGGAUGAAGAGUCGCCCCUCCAUUACAGACGAUCUGAGAUUAAGGUUCAGCGCAGUUCAAAGUCUGCCAUGGCGUCCCGAGAUGUCAAGGGCAAAAAAUCACCAAAGAUCGUGUUCGUCGCUCACAGCCUGGGGGCAUGGGUGGUGAAAGGUCUCUCUCCAUCGCUUAGCGGAGCCGCUUGUCUUGUCAUUCUCGAUGCAAGAGCAUCUUCAGCAAAUGGCGAUUACAUGCAGUAUCUCUUCAAAUUGACAGAACUCUUUGCCGUGCAAUCAAUCAAGCCAGCACGUCUCGAAGAGCUGCGCAGGUUCCUUCAAGAGACCGACAACACCUUCAAUGAUAAAGAACUAGGGGUCCAGAAUCUUGCAACAGGAGAUCAAACCAAGUCUCCCUUUCAAUUCAGAAUCAGACACGAAUCUAUAUGGAUAUCAGGAGAUGUUAGCUCGCCUGCCAGUCCGAGCAAGAAACCGCGACGACUUAGCAAGACCAUCAACAUUGGAUCUUCGCUGCGUGGAAUCAUCCCAGGAGGACCAAACCCAGGCACUACUCCAGGCUUAUUGGCUGUCCAACUUUUCAACAGUGUCAAUUUGGAAUCCAUGCUGAAUUCGUUGAUCUCUGAUGACUUGGGUCUCAAGCGUGAGAGAACUGAGGAACUGGCAACAUCAUUUUUUCGGACCGGCGAGUUCCACAACGCUCAGCGUUUAUUCAGCAUUCUUGACAACCAGGGCUCCAAUCUAGCCCAAGGCCAGAUGAUCAAUGUUCGGCUAAGCCUCGCCCAGACAUUCCUCUACACAGGCGAGUACCUUGAGGCUCGGCGCCGACUGCAAGAUCUCAACGAUCAGGUUCUGCGCAACAAGUUUGGUCAUCUGAAAUCGCAUAUCAAGCUCGAAAUUGAUAGGUGGCUCGCAGUCUCCUCUAUCUUCCUAGGUGACUAUAAUGACGCGGCAGAACGCCUUCGAAGGUUGCUCGAUCAGUUUGACGACACGAGAAACUCGGGACCAGAGGCCAAUGAUUUUUAUAUUGCAGUGAGAAGAGAUCUUGCCCUGACUUAUGCACAUCUUGGCCAAUAUCUUCAAGCCGAAACGUUGCUCAACCGAGUCGAUGAAGAUAUAGCAAAUUAUCGUCCCAGUGAUGACAUCGACGUGAAAAUCACAGCUCUCUCGGUCAGCUUUGUACGCGCGACAUUGUUUAUGUUUUGGGGAGAAAUGUCCGAUGCCUUACGAGAGUCUGAGAAAGUACGUCGGGGACUUCAAGAGCAACUCGGAAGAUAUCACUUUCAGACACUUGAGUCUGCAAGCCUUCAAAUCCGCAUCCUGACAUACAUGUCCCGGUAUGAUGAAGCUCAACCGCAGUGUGAUGCGCUCAUUGGAGACAUGUCACGAGAGUUGGGUCGCAACCACCCUUUGACCUUGGGAGCCGUUGAAAUCCUUGUCCACAUACUCCGCUCUCAGUCUCGAUUUGCGGAGGCUCUGGAAACAGCAAGGUCACUACACAACCGGACUGAGAGUUGUCUUGGAGCCGAGCACCCGCAGACAUUACGUACUAGGAGUCAUCUUGCAGCCACUCACUUCGAGCUUGGCAACUAUAGAACAGCAGAGAAGGAAAUUGAGGUCGUUCUCUCAAUCGGUGAUAAACGCUCAAGCCUUGGCAAGACAAGGCCGGACGUUCUCGAAUAUCAUUGCGUUAAGGCACGCAUACUGAACAGAACCGAAAGAUCCGAGAAGGCCUUACAGCUUGCGUUGGAUACCCUCGAAAAGCAGAUGGUGCUGUACGAAAAGGUGACAGCAAGACCGAAGAGUGCAUCUUCAAAGAUCGGGCGCUUGGAUGGUCUGGUCUCACGACCCCCAACACUAACGUUCAAGAUCAACGAUAAACACAGCAAUCCUGUCGAGGCCAUUGAAUCGACCUUGAAUGACAUGGAGAGAGAUACAAAGGGAAGGAACAGGAACUUUCCAAUGAUAUCGACUCUCGAGCUACUCGCCCUAAUCCUCAGACACUAUCGGAGUGAGCAGCUGCAAACAAUUGAUCCUGGAAGAAUCAUGGGAAUUGUUGUCAACCACCGACGUGCCAAGCUUGGGGAUGACCACUUGGACACAUUGAACUCAGAGCUCCUUUUGGCAUUGAUUGCUCGAGACGAGUCCACACAUGACAGUAGGGAGUACGCCAGCGACGCGCUGUACGAAGUGUGGCGCAAGCUGUCAACAAAGUUUGGCCAAUCUCACCCACUGACACUGUCUGUUGAGCGGGAAGUUGUCGUAACGGAUUGCAUGCGCGCAGUCUGGGUUCAAGGCGGUCCUGCACGCCGACAAAAUGAACUGAAACUCGGCUGGGAAAUGCUCCCGUCACCCAAUGACCCGAACAAGAAUGAUAGAGCUCAUAGUCUGACUCUUGCGCAGUGGGAGGAUGUGGAGUACGUGUCUGAAGAGGUUCUGCAAUUUCAGGAACCGCAGUUAGGGCCGCUGCACCCCGAAACUCUGAAAUCACUCCUUUGGCUUUUGCGGGUGCGGUCGAUCCUCAAGUCUAUGCUCAUGAACAGUCCCGAAUCCGGAAUACAUAUUGACGUGAAGAAAGUAUGGGACGAUCUCCGGGAUAGACUACACAAUUCGAACGUCGUUCAAGAGCGUCCCCUUGAAGCACAGCGCAUGGAGGAAUUAGCCUUGGAAUUAGCUGAGCAAGAGCGAAGAGCUACUGAUGCUGCGCUCCCCCGUAGCGGUGAAAACACGUCUAGCUAG